GUCUGAGGUCGGUGGAACUCUUGUCCCACACUAUUUUGAAUCCGUGUGGAAACAAUCAGCUGGCCUCAGUUGUCUCGUAACGCAGUGUAAACUGUUUAUUUAUAUGUCAAUAUAAUAAUGUUUUAGAGGUGUCGCUCUUCACUGACACUGUUACACAUACUGUUUGCUGAAGCGAGAAGCAUUAUCAUCAGCUCUGGGCUAGCAUCGCAGCUAAUGUUUCUCCAGUAAGUUAAUGACCAUGUUAGGCUUUUUAACGCCACAAACUCGUAAUGUUAAAGUAUUUAUCCAGGUGUUUAUACCGACAACUCGACAUAUAUGUUCCUCAGCCAACUGUCAGUCUGAGGAGUAUGUCCGCAAGUUUAUUUUAGAAAACACGGAGAUAGCUGGACAGCAGAGUCUGACCCCACAAGUCAAACUGAGGCUGUUCACUCCUAACUGUAGAUUCUGGCGAGAAAGACCCGAGCUCUGGCCUUUCGAAGACCCCUACUGGGCCAUAUACUGGCCAGGAGGACAGGCACUCUCAAGGUUUCUCCUGGAUAACCCUGCGGUGUGUCGGGGGAAGACAGUUCUGGAUCUGGGCAGCGGCUGUGGAGCCUCAGCCAUCGCUGCAAAACUGAGUGGUGCCACUCAUGUUGUUGCAAAUGACAUUGACACUGGUAUGUAUGCUUAUGAGUCAUGUGUCAAGCCAUUAUGUAUGUGGCUGGACCGCUGCAUCAAAACCCACGGUACCAAAGUCCUGAUCGGGGAUCCUGGAAGAGCCCAGUUCGAGGAACACGGCAUCCGACGCCUCCUGCAUCAGCUGGCUGAGUUUGAGCUGCCCAAGUCUGUCAGAGAGGAGAACUACGGUCUGACCUGCAGCAGCGUUUGGUGCUACCGUCCUGAACUCUAAGGACCGGAGAGGAUCCUCUGUGAUUUGUGAUGUCACAUGUUCACACCUCCCAGUACCGUGUGAGGUGUUAUGUGAUUACUCUGUAGUAGUUUUAUACAAUCAGGGUCACUUUGUUGUCACUUGGAAAUCUGUAUGACCAUCAGCAUCUGAAAGAUCUUGAUGAUUUAGCGUGUCACUGGUGACUUCCUCUACAUUCUUGCUGAACACUUUGAUAUUCAACAGGACAGACCAGCAGAAACUAAAAUGAAAGGAAAGCCAAUCUGAUUUACGACAAGGGUUUACAAUUCUAAUACUGAUAAGGAACCAGACCCCAAGACGCAGUCCUGUCUCAAGAAAGAAUAGGUACUGUUAGAAGUUUCACACCUUCAAACCCCCAUUUCCCCUGCUUUCUUUUCCUUUUGUCCUCAUUUCCACAUGUCCCUUCAAGUGAUCCGUCCUGACCUGCUUUGAUGAUGUGUAUUUUACUGAUUUACUUUACAAGGAGAUAUACAAAUGCAUGUGUAGACAUAUAUAUACGCACCUAUGUAUAAGUGUUUGUCAUUGUUAAAAAGGUUGACAUCUA
Messenger RNA from Notothenia coriiceps (black rockcod), 1451 nucleotides. RefSeq names its product electron transfer flavoprotein subunit beta lysine methyltransferase (gene etfbkmt). NCBI's taxonomy places the organism in Eukaryota, Metazoa, Chordata, Actinopteri, Perciformes, Nototheniidae. The transcript is spliced from 4 exons. Gene Ontology annotation, cellular component: mitochondrial matrix. The coding region runs from base 233 to 889 and encodes 218 amino acids. Gene Ontology annotation, biological process: peptidyl-lysine trimethylation. The record is from RefSeq and is a predicted model, not a curated record. Gene Ontology annotation, molecular function: protein-lysine N-methyltransferase activity.